CUAGUGUCUUUGCCACCCCCAUGUUCCUUUCUACUUCCAAGAUCCAUACCCAUAAGAGUACUCGGAUUAUACACGCAGACAGCUAUCAAUUUCAGCAGCUUAUUGUGAGCUCUGUGAGUUUUGCCUAACUUUACGCAUUAAAAAGAAGGUUUCUUUUCCCCCCACUGACAUGUCCUUCCUCCCACCUGAACCCAUGUUUUUUGGCUAUGAAGAUGACCACCACCCUCCUCAUGACUUCCAAGGUGUUCAGACACUCUUGAUGAGAAGAUCCAUGUCUUAUUCCGGGAUAGACAGGUGUGAAGAAACGCGAGGUCAUGGUGCAGCCGAUGAUGACAUGUCAGAAGACGAUGGAUCGCAGCUUGGAGAGAAGAAGAGAAGGUUAAAUUUGGAACAAGUUAAAGCUCUUGAAAAGAGCUUUGAAUUAGGUAAUAAGCUCGAACCCGAAAGGAAAAGUCAACUCGCUAGGGCUCUUGGGUUGCAACCAAGGCAAGUUGCCAUAUGGUUUCAAAACCGAAGGGCUCGAUGGAAGACCAAACAAUUGGAGAAAGAUUAUGAUAUAUUGAAGAGACAGUUUGAGUCUGUGAAAGCUGAUAAUGAUGCUCUCAAGAACCUAAACAAGAAACUUCAUGCAGAGUUAUUGGCUGUAAAAGGUGGAGAUCAAUCAAAUGGGGUUAGACCCAUAAAUCUAAACAAAGAAACAGAAGGAUCAUGGAGUAAUGGAAGUGAAAAUAGCUGCGAUCUCAACACAGUAGCAGGCACCAUGACACCAUCGGAAGAGAGCCCGAUAUUUUACACACAAAUAUCAAACAACAUGUACCCUACAAUGUCAUCUAUGGGUCAAAAUUCAUCGGGUCUAACACAAUUCCUACAAAAUUCUUCAACAACAGAUCUUCUUAGCCAACGAUUAAACCAAACAGUUGGAAACGAAGGCUUCUGUAACAUGUUCAAUGGUAUUGAAGAUCAACAGGCUUUUUGGCCAUGGCCGGAGCAGCAUCCUCAACAUCUUCAUUGAAGUUCAUGACUGGAUUUUUGCUACAUAAAAAUCCCAUUUUUUCGAUUUAAAUUUGAUACGAGCACCUAUUUUGCAAUUUAAUUGGUGUAUAGAAUUGAAUUAUGUGCAUUUUAUUUUGAUUAUUUAAGAGGGAAAUGGAAAUGGAAAAUACGCAUCAAUUUCUUGUCAUAAAUUAAGUCCAAG
Molecule: messenger RNA, 1195 nt
Organism: Lactuca virosa
Lineage: Eukaryota; Viridiplantae; Streptophyta; Magnoliopsida; Asterales; Asteraceae
Source: the annotation of a GenBank genome assembly